This is a messenger RNA of Phoenix dactylifera (date palm), 1790 nucleotides long. RefSeq names its product Transducin/WD40 repeat-like superfamily protein (gene FAS2). The record is from RefSeq and is a predicted model, not a curated record. Gene Ontology annotation, biological process: nucleosome assembly; DNA replication-dependent chromatin assembly. NCBI's taxonomy places the organism in Eukaryota, Viridiplantae, Streptophyta, Magnoliopsida, Arecales, Arecaceae. Gene Ontology annotation, cellular component: nucleus; CAF-1 complex. Gene Ontology annotation, molecular function: protein binding.
UUCAAAACACCAACAACGCGCACUCUACCCCCCAUUUCCCAACCCUAAUUUCUUUUUGGGUUCUUCGCGGGAGAGAGAUUGGCGGAAAGAAAUAGAGAAACCCUAGGAAAUCCAGUGGAAGAUGAGGGGAGGGACCGUGCAGAUCAACUGGCACGACACCCAGCCGGUCCUAACCCUAGAUUUCCACACCCCGACUCGGCUUCUCGCCACGGGCGGUGCCGAUCACGACAUCAAGCUUUGGGUUAUAACCUCAGAUGAAGGGCAAAAGAAGCUUCCAAUAGUUUCCUAUCAAAACAGCCUUUCUUAUCAUAGUUCUGCUGUAAAUGUUUUGCGGUUCUCUCCUUCAGGAGAACACCUUGCAUCAGGUGCUGAUGGUGGUGAACUAGUCAUCUGGAAAUUACAGUCUACUGGUGAUAGCCAUACUUGGAAAGUACUAAAGACAUUGUUAUUUCAUCGCAAGGAUGUUCUUGACCUUCAGUGGUCUGCUGAUGGUGCAUACAUGAUUUCUGGUUCAGUGGAUAACUCUUGCAUAAUAUGGGAUAUAAAUAAAGGCUCAGUUCAUCAAAUUUUGGAUGCCCAUUUGCAUUAUGUUCAGGGUGUUGCUUGGGAUCCUUUAGGCCACUAUGUUGCUUCCCUUAGCUCAGACCGGACUUGCCGGGUCUACAUGAAUAAGCCUCAACCUAAACUCAAGGGCUGUGAGAAAAUGAAUUAUGUUUGUCAACAUGUUCUGGCAAAGUCAGAGCUGCAAAAGCUUGAUGAUUCAAAGCCUCCACCACCUAAAGCUCAUCUGUUUCAUGAUGAGACAUUGCCUUCCUUUUUCCGGAGAUUGGCGUGGUCCCCCGAUGGUUCCUUCUUAGUAGUGCCUGCAGGUAUAUACAGGUAUUCCUCUGCAUCUGAAGCAGUUAAUACUGCAUAUAUAAUCUCAAGGAGAGAUCUUUCAAAGCCCUCUGUACAACUUCCAGGGGCCAGCAAACCCAUUGUGGCUGUACGCUUCUGCCCUGUUCUUUUCUGUUUGCGAGGUUCUAACCCAGAUGGUUUCUUUAAGCUCCCUUAUCGUGUCAUUUUUGCUGUGGCGACCUUGAACUCUCUGUACAUAUAUGAUACAGAAAGCGUGCAUCCAAUAGCAAUAUAUGCUGGACUUCACUAUGCAGCCAUUACAGAUGUAGCAUGGUCGCCUGAUGCUAAGCAUCUUGCAUUGUCCUCACGAGAUGGGUACUGUACUGUUAUAGAAUUUGAGAAUGAUGAACUAGGGAAGCCUGCCUUAAUCUCAGAAGAGAAAAAAAUCACAGAAGGAAAUGGACAUCCAACAAGUAUGAAACCUAAUGUUGUGGAGAGUAUGGAAAUUGAUAAUAUCGAUGCUGGUAAAGCUGAUAUAGCUCACAGGGGAACAAAUACGAAGGCCAAUGAAGGAAAGCAAGUACUUUCUAAUGCAAGCAAGAAUUCUGAUUCCAAUAAACCUGCCAGGAAGCGCAUUACUCCUGUAGCCAUAAACUAGGAGUCGGAAGUCUGAGGAUGCCAUCUAUGGAUAUUUUGUAAUUCGUGUAAAAUUUUGCUGACUCGAUGUAGGUUCUUCUUCCCUUAGGAGUCUUCUGGGCCAUGCUAUUGAGGAUUUCAUGAAUUCCACCAGAAACCUAGUAUGGAAGUAGUAAAGGAGAUCUGUUAAUUUGGAGAAAGAGCCAGUAAAACUGACUGUAAAGGGAAGGAAAAAGAUGAAUCAAAGCAUUGUUUUGACAUCUGGCUGCAAUGUCUUACUUCUUUAUUUUCUGUAUAUCUAUCUAUUUAUUUUGGCA